AUUUUACUUGUAUUUAAGUCAUGUUUGUGAUGUAAAUAAGUGUGCAAAAAACACACUUAUCACUCCUAGCAUUGGUUGUUGACUUAUUACCAAGCCUGUUACAUUAGUUGCACAUAAUAAAAUAUCCUAUUGUUAAGUUAUAUUUAUCUGAAGUCAUAGCCAUAUCUGAUAUCAUUGCAGGCAAAGAAGAGAAAAAUGUUGAAAUCAAACUCAAAACUUUUGGGCCUCAGGAGGAGAAUGGUCCUGUCAUCUUGGUUGCUAAUGCGUGUUCUAGUAGAGAUGUGAAGGAAAAUAUUGUAGGAGUUUGCUUUGUUGGCCAAGAUGUUACUGGACAAAGGAUGAUAUUGGACAAAUACAAUCAAAUCCAAGGUGAUUAUGUAGGAAUUGUUCGGAGUCCUUGUGCACUGAUUCCUCCUAUUUUUAUGAUGGAUGAGCAUGGUCGUUGUGUGGAGUGGAAUGAUGCAAUGCAAAAAUUGUCCAGUCUAAAGAGGGAACGAGCCAUAGACCAAAUGCUUCUUGGCCAGGAUGCUAAUAAGUUGAUAUUUGGCUUCUUUGAUCAGAAAGGUAAAUAUGUAGAAGCAAUACUUUCUGCAAACAAAAGGACCAAUACAGAGGGCAGGAUCACUGGGAUUUUGUGCUUUUUGCAUGUUGCUAGUCCUGAACUUCAAUAUACCAUGCAAGUGCAAAGUAUAUCUGAACAGGCGACAGCAAAUACCCAAACAAAGUUGGCUUAUAUCCUUGGUGAAGUUAGAAACCCUUUAAAUGGAAUAAAGCUUUUGCAGAAUUUAAUGAAAUAUUCAGACUUAAGUAAAGAACAAAGACAGCUGUUGAAGACAAGUGCAUUAUGUCGAGAGCAGUUAGCCAAGAUCAUUGAUGAUGGUGAUAUUGAGAGUAUUGAGGGAAGGUAUGAUGUACUAGCUUAAUAAAUUUGGUGAAUGUAUUAGCAUUUUUCCUACAGGCUUGCCAAUCAAUUAACAAAUAUGUUACUGCUGAAAUCAGGCUUCUAGGUUUUUUGAUGCAUAUGCUUGCAUGUCCACGUCAAAUAUAACCUCUCUUGUUUAGUAA
This is a messenger RNA of Olea europaea var. sylvestris, 1065 nucleotides long. RefSeq names its product phytochrome C-like. The coding region runs from base 339 to 923 and encodes 194 amino acids. The transcript has 2 exons. Gene Ontology annotation, molecular function: phosphorelay sensor kinase activity. Gene Ontology annotation, biological process: signal transduction; regulation of DNA-templated transcription. The record is from RefSeq and is a predicted model, not a curated record. Lineage: Eukaryota; Viridiplantae; Streptophyta; Magnoliopsida; Lamiales; Oleaceae.